Molecule: messenger RNA, 1965 nt
Organism: Dovyalis caffra
Lineage: Eukaryota; Viridiplantae; Streptophyta; Magnoliopsida; Malpighiales; Salicaceae
Source: the annotation of a GenBank genome assembly
AUGGCACAGGUUCAAGUACCGGUUCAGCCACAGAGUGUGAAUGGAGGGGCUAAUAACCCAAAUUUUGUAACGACGUCGCUUUAUGUGGGUGAUUUGGAACCUAACGUGACUGAUUCCCAGUUGUAUGAUCUGUUUAAUCAAGUGGGUCAAGUGGUUUCCGUCAGGGUUUGUAGGGACUUGACGAGUCGGAGGUCCCUUGGUUAUGGUUAUGUCAACUACAGCAAUCCUCAAGAUGCUGCAAGGGCAUUGGAAGUGCUGAAUUUCACUCCACUUAAUGGAAAUCCAAUUAGGGUUAUGUAUUCCCAUCGUGACCCAAGUAUUCGCAAAAGUGGGGCUGGAAAUAUAUUUAUUAAGAAUUUGGACAAGGCAAUUGACCACAAAGCACUGCAUGAUACAUUUUCGGCAUUUGGGAACAUUCUUUCUUGCAAGGUUGCUACUGACCCCUCUGGCCAGUCAAAAGGCUAUGGGUUUGUGCAGUUUGACAGUGAGGAAGCUGCCCAGAAAGCAAUUGAGAAACUGAACGGCAUGCUGUUGAAUGAUAAGCAAGUUUAUGUGGGACCAUUCCUUCGCAAGCAGGAACGGGAGACUGCUACUGACAAUACAAGAUUCAACAAUGUUUUUGUGAAGAAUCUAUCUGAAACAACGACUGAGGAGGAUUUGAACAAAGCUUUUGGUGAAUAUGGAACAAUCACCAGUGUUGUGGUGAUGAGAGAUGCAGAUGGCAAAUCUAAGUGCUUUGGAUUUGUGAACUUCGAGAAUGCAGAUGAUGCUGCUAAAGCAGUUGAAGCUCUUAACGGAAAGAAAUCUGAUGAUAAGGAAUGGUUUGUUGGGAAAGCUCAGAAAAAAUAUGAAAGGGAAGUCGAAUUAAAACAACGAUUUGAGCAGAGCAUGAAGGAAGCAGCUGACAAAUUUCAGGGUGCAAACUUGUACGUAAAAAAUUUAGAUGAUAGCAUAGGUGAUGAGAAACUUAAGGAGCUGUUUUUUCCAUUUGGUACAAUCACGUCUUGCAAGGUUAUGCGAGAUCCAAAUGGAAUAAGCAGAGGAUCAGGGUUUGUAGCAUUCUCAACUCCUGAAGAGGCAUCUAGAGCUCUCUUGGAGAUGAACGGGAAAAUGGUUGUUAGCAAGCCUCUAUAUGUUGCACUUGCACAAAGAAAGGAAGAUAGAAGAGCCAGGUUGCAGGCACAAUUUUCUCAAAUGCGACCAGUUGCAAUGGCACCUUCGGUUGGUCCACGUAUGCCAAUGUACCCCCUACUGGUCCCGGUCUUGGACAGCAAAUAUUCUAUGGACAAGGCCCACCUGCUAUCAUGCCACCACAGUGCCUUUUGUAAUGAUUUGUGCUUUUAUCAGCCUGGAUUUGGGUAUCAACAGCAGCUUGUGCCUGGUAUGAGGCCUGGAGGGGCUCCUAUGCCAAAUUUCUUUAUGCCAAUGGUUCAGCAGGGGCAGCAGGGUCAGCGUCCUGGUGGUCGACGGGCAGGAGCUGGCCAGCAAUCCCAGCAGCCGGUCCCCCUAAUGCAGCAGCAGAUGCUUCCUAGGGGGCGUGUUUAUCGCUACCCUCCAGGACGUGGCUUGCCUGAUGUUCCAAUGAGUGGUGUUGCUGGAGGCAUGCUUUCAGUUCCAUACGACAUGGGUGGUAUGCCAAUGCGUGAUGCAGCAUUGUCUCAGCCAAUCCCCAUAGGGGCUUUGGCUACUGCACUUGCAAAUGCUGCUCCAGAUCAGCAGAGAACGAUGCUGGGAGAAAAUCUGUACCCUCUUGUGGAACAGCUGGAGCCUGACGCGGCAGCUAAAGUGACCGGCAUGCUUCUGGAGAUGGAUCAGACUGAGGUUUUGCACUUGCUUGAGUCGCCAGAAGCUCUCAAAGCCAAGGUUAAUGAGGCAAUGGAGGUUCUAAGGACUGUUCAGCAGCAGGCCGCUGGCACAGCUGAUCAAAUAGCUUCAUUGUCAUUGAAUGACAACCUUGUGCCCUAG